UUUUCCUUCACUGAAUCAUCUGUGCUCCUGGCCAUGGCCCUUGACCGGUAUGUGGCCAUCUGCCACCCUCUGCGAUAUGCAACCAUUCUUACCCCAAAGCUUAUUGCCAAGAUUGGGAUUGCAGCUCUGCUCAGGAGUUCCAUCUUGAUAAUUCCACUUAUGGCACGCCUAGCUUUCUUUCCCUUCUGCCGCUCCCAUGUUCUUUCUCAUUCCUAUUGUCUGCACCAGGACAUGAUCCGCCUCGCCUGUGCUGACAUCAGAUUCAAUGUCAUAUAUGGGCUAGUCCUCAUUACUUUGCUGUGGGGCAUGGACUCCUUGGGCAUUUUUGUAUCAUAUAUUUUUAUCCUUCUCUCAGUGUUAAAAAUUGCAUCUCGUGAGGGUAGGCUGAAGGCUCUCAAUACAUGUGCAUCCCACAUCUGUGCUGUGCUCAUUCUGUAUGUGCCCAUGAUAGGGUUAUCCAUCGUCCAUCGUUUUGCCAAGCAUUCUUCUCCUCUCAUUCACAUCUUCAUGGCUCAUAUCUACUUAAUGGUGCCACCAGUGCUUAACCCCAUCAUCUAUAGCGUGAAGACCAAGCAGAUCCGCCAAGGAAUCCUCCAUCUCAUUUGUUCUCCCAAAAUCAGUUCUAUCGCAAUGUAG
Molecule: messenger RNA, 636 nt
Organism: Alexandromys fortis (reed vole)
Lineage: Eukaryota; Metazoa; Chordata; Mammalia; Rodentia; Cricetidae
Product: olfactory receptor 51L1-like
Exons: 1
Biological process (GO): G protein-coupled receptor signaling pathway
Cellular component (GO): plasma membrane
Molecular function (GO): olfactory receptor activity; G protein-coupled receptor activity
Source: RefSeq, a predicted model, not a curated record